Nycticebus coucang (slow loris) is the source of this 3117-nucleotide messenger RNA. It is a transcript of the gene MCM3, whose product is annotated as minichromosome maintenance complex component 3. The transcript is spliced from 17 exons. The coding region runs from base 169 to 2595 and encodes 808 amino acids. NCBI's taxonomy places the organism in Eukaryota, Metazoa, Chordata, Mammalia, Primates, Lorisidae. The record is from RefSeq and is a predicted model, not a curated record. Gene Ontology annotation, biological process: DNA strand elongation involved in DNA replication; DNA replication; double-strand break repair via break-induced replication. Gene Ontology annotation, molecular function: ATP binding; single-stranded DNA helicase activity; single-stranded DNA binding. Gene Ontology annotation, cellular component: MCM complex; nucleus.
CGUCAGAUGACUCGGCCAAUCAUUAUGUGCAUUAUGCUUUCAAAGUCUCCGCCUCUUCCUUGAGGUAAUCAUUGGUGGCGGGAAAAGUUCGUAAGUUUUCGCGCCGAGGCGGAGUCAUUCUCGGCUCCUCCACGCUACUCGGGUGCAGGCAGUUCGGAGGCAGCGCGCAUGGCGGGGACCGUGGUGCUGGAUGAUGUGGAGCUGCGGGAGGCUCAGAGAGAUUACCUGGACUUCUUGGAUGACGAGGAAGACCAGGGAAUUUAUCAGAGCAAAGUUAGAGAGCUGAUAAGUGACAACCAAUACCGGCUGAUUGUCAAUGUGAAUGAUCUGCGCAGGAAAAAUGAGAAGAGAGCCAACCGCCUCCUGAAUAAUGCCUUUGAGGAACUGGUUGCCUUCCAGCGGGCCUUAAAAGAUUUUGUGGCCUCCAUUGAUGCUACCUAUGCCAAGCAGUAUGAGGAGUUCUACGUAGGAUUGGAGGGCAGUUUUGGUUCCAAGCAUGUCUCUCCUCGGACUCUUACCUCCUGCUUCCUUAGCUGUGUGGUCUGUGUGGAGGGCAUUGUCACUAAAUGCUCUCUGGUUCGUCCCAAAGUGGUCCGCAGUGUCCACUACUGUCCUGCUACCAAGAAGACCGUAGAGCGACGUUAUUCUGAUCUCACUAACCUGAUGGCCUUUCCGUCUAGCUCUGUCUAUCCCACUAAGGAUGAGGAGAACAAUCCCCUUGAGACAGAAUAUGGCCUUUCUGUCUAUAAGGAUCACCAGAUCAUCACCAUCCAGGAGAUGCCAGAGAAGGCCCCAGCUGGGCAGCUUCCUCGCUCUGUGGAUGUCAUUCUGGAUGAUGACUUGGUAGAUAAAGUAAAGCCUGGUGACCGAGUCCAGGUGGUGGGAACCUACCGUUGUCUUCCUGGAAAAAAGGGAGGCUACACGUCAGGGACCUUCAGGACUGUCCUGAUUGCCUGUAAUGUGAAGCAAAUGAGCAAGGAUGCGCAGCCUUCCUUCUCUGCUGAGGAUAUAGCCAAAAUCAAGAAGUUCAGUAAAACUCGUUCCAAGGAUAUAUUUGACCAGCUGGCGAGGUCAUUGGCACCUAGUAUCCAUGGGCAUGACUAUGUCAAGAAGGCAAUCCUCUGCCUGCUCUUGGGAGGUGUGGAACGAGACCUAGAAAAUGGCAGCCACAUUCGUGGGGACAUCAAUAUUCUUCUAAUAGGAGACCCAUCGGUUGCCAAGUCUCAGCUUCUGCGGUAUGUGCUUUGCACUGCACCCCGGGCUAUCCCCACAACUGGCCGGGGCUCCUCUGGAGUGGGUCUGACAGCUGCUGUCACCACAGACCAGGAAACAGGGGAGCGCCGUCUGGAAGCAGGGGCCAUGGUCCUGGCUGACCGAGGUGUGGUUUGCAUUGAUGAGUUUGACAAGAUGUCUGACAUGGACCGUACGGCCAUCCACGAAGUAAUGGAGCAGGGUCGUGUGACCAUCGCCAAGGCUGGCAUCCAUGCUCGGCUGAAUGCCCGCUGCAGUGUUUUGGCAGCUGCCAACCCCGUCUACGGCAGGUAUGAUCAGUACAAGACCCCGAUGGAGAACAUCGGGCUGCAGGACUCACUGCUGUCCCGAUUUGACUUGCUUUUCAUCAUGCUGGAUCAGAUGGAUCCUGAGCAGGAUCGGGAGAUCUCGGACCAUGUCCUUAGGAUGCACCGCUACAGAACCCCUGGGGAGCAGGAUGGUGAUGCUAUGCCCUUGGGUAGUGCUGUGGAUAUUCUGGCCACAGAUGAUCCCAACUUUAACCAGGAGGACCAGCAGGACACCCAGAUUUAUGAGAAACAUGACAACCUUCUGCACGGGACCAAAAAGAAAAAGGAGAAGAUGGUGAGUGCAGUAUUCAUGAAGAAGUACAUCCACGUGGCCAAAAUUAUCAAGCCUGCCCUGACACAGGAAUCGUCUGCCUACAUCGCUGAAGAGUAUUCACGCCUGCGCAGCCAGGACAGCAUGAGCUCGGACACUGCCAGGACAUCUCCAGUUACAGCCCGGACAUUGGAAACUCUGAUCCGACUGGCCACGGCCCAUGCAAAGGCUCGCAUGAGCAAGACUGUGGACCUGCAGGAUGCAGAGGAAGCUGUGGAAUUGGUCCAAUACGCCUACUUCAAGAAGGUUCUGGAGAAGGAGAAAAAACGUAAGAAGCGAAAUGAGGAUGACUCAGAGACAGAAGAUGAAGAGGAGAAGAGCCAGGAGGCCCAUGAGCAGAAGAGGAAGAGGAGGAAGACUCGCCAGUCAGAUGCCAAAGACAGGGAUUCAUAUGACCCCUAUGACUUCAGUGACACAGAGGAGGAAAUGCCUCAAGUGUAUACUCCAAAGACAGCGGACUCGCAGGAGACCAAGGAAUCCCCGAAGGUGGAGUUGAGCGAAUCCAGACUGAAGGCAUUCAAGGCGGCCCUCUUGGAUGUGUUCCGGGAAGCUCAUGCGCAGUCAGUGGGCAUGAACCGCCUCACAGAAUCUAUCAACAAGGACAAUGAAGAGCCCUUCUCUUCAGUGGAGAUCCAGGCUGCUCUGAGCAAGAUGCAGGAUGACAACCAGGUCAUGGUGUCUGAAGGCAUCAUCUUCCUCAUCUGAGGAGCCUCAUGUCUGAACUGAGAUUCUCCCAUGUUUCCCAUUCCCCUCGCCCCCACUCUUUACCGAAGUCCCUGUGUAACAAACAGUGUUAAAUUGAACUGAAGUUGAGGGACACUGAUGAAGUCGGCACUCUGGAAGGCUUCGGGAAUGAGUGAUGAAAGCUGCUGUGGGGUAAGGAAAGAGAAGAGAGUGGGAAAGGACCAGACUAUUGCAGUGGCACUGGAUGGGUUCCCCACUUCCUACCCUAAACUAAAACCCCCACCUGUUACUGUCGGUAAAUAACACAUGACUCCAGAGUACUUUUUUGGCACAGGUGGUUUCUGUUCAUCUCUGCUUAUUGGCUGUUUUCUUUCUCUAGGGCACUUUGGUUUUGAUGAAGCUUUGGGUUGUUCUGUGCUUGGGAGAGAAGCUGAGGCAAGUCGUGUGGGUCAAGAAAGAUUUCAGGGCAGUUAAGACUAUAUAUCAUAUGUGGUUUUGACUGGAAUAUCUAGGACAUGGAAUAAAGUUGAGUAUUUUGCACAA